Molecule: messenger RNA, 585 nt
Organism: Puccinia graminis f. sp. tritici CRL 75-36-700-3
Lineage: Eukaryota; Fungi; Basidiomycota; Pucciniomycetes; Pucciniales; Pucciniaceae
Exons: 6
Coding region: 1-585 (194 amino acids)
Source: RefSeq, a predicted model, not a curated record
AUGGCUAUACAAUUAUUAACCUUUCAACUAACAGCAAACAUUCAAAGUGUUGAUGGAAGCUUCAUGAGGAAAUCCACAGUCAAAGGCAAUACAGGCCUUCAUCAAAUUAUUCAAGAGUGUGAUCACUCUCCCAAGGAAGGGAAAAUUUCCUGUGGAUGUUAUUCCAAUAAAAUUCUCACUAGAGGUUUCAAGGAACUAUCUGCCACUAAAGCAAUCAACAGUUCUCUGAAAGAUGGUGAAAUUUCCAACAAGGGUAAAAUUAGGAGUGGUUACAAGUUCCGUCUUUACAACUUUGACCUCAUACUAAGCCUCAAAGAGUCACCAUUGGUGCAAAGAAUGUCUGGACUAUUCAAAAUUUUGCAACAGGAAGCAUGGGAAAAUAUUGAGUUAAAUGUGUUGAAGGUUCAGAUUGAUUCGGUUUUAGAGAUACCAGUGAUUUUACCUGAAGAUUAUUCAGAAGAAAUGAAGAAAACAAUGAAAGAUGUUCUUGAAAUAAUUUCACCCAAAAAGGGUGAAUUACCUGAUAUUAGGUCUUUCCUGGACAGAGUACUGCUACCUUACAUAGCCUCAGACAGCAAAUGUUGA